Stylophora pistillata is the source of this 8402-nucleotide messenger RNA. Its product is annotated as dnaJ homolog subfamily C member 13. Gene Ontology annotation, biological process: endosome organization; receptor-mediated endocytosis; regulation of early endosome to late endosome transport. Lineage: Eukaryota; Metazoa; Cnidaria; Anthozoa; Scleractinia; Pocilloporidae. Gene Ontology annotation, cellular component: endosome membrane. The record is from RefSeq and is a predicted model, not a curated record.
CCAAGAUGGCCGACCCUUCCCCCAAACAUGUUAGGGGACAUGAUCACGUUCCUUCCUGUCUGAGAUUUACUUAGAUUCAACUGAAACUCAAGCUAAGAAUGGCUACAGUCUGGGGGAACGAAGACGUAGCCUGCUACUUUACCACGAAGCAUUCGUGGCGCGGAAAAUACAAGAGGAUCUUCUCCAUUGGAACGAAAGGAAUUACAACGUACAAUCCUGCUAACCUGGAGGUCACAAAUCAGUGGGCUUACAAUGACUUCUGUAGAAUUGCACCAAGUGCAAAAGCUGCCAAUGAGCUGAUCAUUACUAUGAAGAAAACUGGUGCAAGUAAGAAGAUUCAGAGUAUGACGUUUUCUACAGAGCACAGAGCAGAUCUUUUGACUGACGCUCUUCGAUUUCGUAAGGAGUUCUCCGACUUUAAAGCAGGAAGUGAAGUUCGUUUCAAUGCAUACAAGUAUCAUUGGAGCGACACAAGGCUACCAGUAGUGUUAGAGGUUACACCUUGUUCUUUGGACCAAAUUGAUCCUACAACAAGAGAAAAGCUGUGUUCAUAUGACUACAAGGAUUUGGAAGGUGUUGUGCAGGUGUCAGACUAUCCUGGUGGAAUUGCCAUUGUUUAUGGUGGUUUCAGUAGACUUCAUCUCUUUGCACUGGAACAGAGAGAUGAGUUAAUGAAGAAAAUAUCAGAAUAUGCGAUUGCACAUGUUGGAGUCUCACCCAAACAAAGAAGUAAGCCCAUUACAUUCGAGCAGUUUCAAAGCCACAAAUUUGGAAAGUUCAGUGAAGAUGAGCAUAUUACAUCGUUAGCUGAGUUCAAAGUUCAGAAAAUUUCACCUAGACAUCACGAUCCUGUUGUUCGCACAUUGUGUUUAUCAGAGACAUGUAUGAUAGAAAGAGACCCUGCAACCUACAUUAUUGUUAGCUGUUCUCCUCUCUCUGAUGUAUUUGCCAUCAUCCGUUCAAAUGAUAAUCCUCAACUGUUCACCAUAGAGUUUAUCCGUGGAGCAACAAAGAGGUUCAUGUCAACUGUGAGGGACUCACUGUUGGCCAGUCUUCUUGAUGGAGUUCGUGCCAGUGGUAACAGGGAUGUCUGUGUUAAAAUGAAACCCACCAACAGAGGUUUUAGAUUUGCACCAGUCAUUUCAACUGUGGAUGAGGAAGUUGAAAGUCAACAUCUCAGAUUUCUCGCAGUUCCUCCAGCAACAUUUGCAGAAGCAGUUGAAAGAUUUAAUAGCAACAUUCCUUACAAUGGAUUGCUCCAUGCAGUCACACAAGAUGGCCUGUUUGCAGAAAACAAGGAGAAGCUCAUUACUGGAGCAAUCACUGCUCUUUUAGCAAUGGAAGGUGACCAGAACACCAUCUCUGUAGAAGAUUUAGAAGGACAGUUUCAAGCUAUUCGGAGACUUGUUGCUUCAAAAGCAGGAUUUCAAGCCUUCACAACUCUACCCAAGUUCAGAGACAAGCUUGGAGUUAAGGUUGUUAAAGCUCUGAAACGGAAUGACGAUGGGGUCACGCAUGCUGCUAUUGAUAUGCUCUGUGCUCUGAUGCAGCCCAUGCAUGAUAAUUAUGACCUCAGACAAGAACAGAUGAAUAAGUCUUCACUUGUGUCAUCCAGGAAAUUCCUUGGCACACUGUUAGAUAUCUUCACUACACAUGUAAAUAGAAGCACUGGGGCUCUUGUUGUUAGUUCACUUCUUGACUUCCUAACAUUUGCACUGUGUCCACCAUACAGUGAAACCACAGAAGGAACACAGUUUGACACUUUGCUAGAAAUGGUCGCAGAUCUUGGGCGCAAUAUUUUUAGGCUAUUUCAGCAUCCAUCUAUGGCAAUUGUCAAAGGAGCUGGCAUGGUUAUGAAAGCUGUUAUUGAGGAAGGAGAUUCUGAGAUUGCAGCAAAAAUGCAGGAUCUUGCUUUGGCAGAAGGAGCCCUUCCUAGACAUCUCCAUACUGCCAUGUACACUCAAAGCACAGACAAUAGACUACUCACAAACAGACAGCUCAGCAGACACUUGGUAACCUUGUGGGUAACUGGUCAUCCCACUGCAAUGGGACUCCUGAAGAGGAUCAUGGUCCCAGAAGUAGAAUCAGAUAAGCUGCAUGUCCGAGACAAGGUCAAACUUGCAGAGGAUUCUUCUAAACCCAAGAAACAUCAGUAUCUUGCGCAACUGGAUGUUGUGCUCACUCACUGGAGAACGAAAAUGGGAUUGAAGUCAAAAGAAACAAACCAGAAACCUGUAAUAUUAAGGAAGAGAAGGCAAAGAAUAAAGAGUGAUGCAAACUGGGAACUUUUCUAUUACAAGUUCAAUCUAGACCAUUCCAUGCCUAAUCUCAUCUGGAACUACAAGACAAGAGAAGAAUUGAGAGAAGCGCUAGAGGCAGAGAUGAGAGCAUUUGCUGUUGACAAGGAUCUUGGAUCAAAUCAUGUCAUUUCAUGGAAUCACCAAGAAUUUGAAGUGAGAUACGAGUGUCUCAGUGAAGAGAUAAAGAUUGGAGACUACUACCUCAGACUGCUUCUCGAAGAAGAGGAAGGAAAAACUAUGAUCCAUAAUUCGCUGGAGUUCUUCAAUGAUCUUUACCACAGAUUUCUUCUGACUCUGAAGCCUGCUAUGAAAGCUAUGUGCUUACAAGCCAUGACCAAGGUGUACAGCAAAUGCUACGAUGAAAUCGGUGCCUUCAAUGACACGCGAUACAUCGUCGGAAUGCUUGAGAAGACAACAGACAGAUUGGAGAGGGAUCGUCUGAUACUCUUUUUGAAUGCACUGAUCAAAAACAAGAAAAAUGUGAAAGAGAUGAUGGAUGUAAAUGGAAUCAGAGUUCUCGUAGAUCUUCUUACACUGGCACAUCUUCACACUUCAAGAGCUGUAGUACCAUUACAGAGUAAUCUUCUCGAGGCAUCUCCUGAAAUGAUGCAGCGUGAUGGUGAAAAAGAGUGGUACUAUGGCAAUAAGGAGAAAGAGAGACUGGGGCCAUUCAGCUUUAAAGAGAUGAAGGAUAUGUCAGCGGAAGGAAUUCUCCGUCCGGAAACAAAGUGCUGGGCACAGGGUAUGGAUGGAUGGAGACCACUGCAGAGUAUUCCGCAGCUGAAGUGGUAUCUACUGGCCACAGGCAGUGCAGUAAUGAAUGAAACAGAUCUGGCUAUCUUAAUCUUGAACAUGCUGAUCAAGAUUUGUGAAUUUUACCCUAACAGAGAUGUUGAUGGUGCCAUAGUGCGGCCACUUCCAAGAGCGAAGAGAAUGUUGUCAGAAGCUACCUGUUUGCCGCAUUUAGUUCAGCUUUUGUUAACUUUUGAUCCCGUUAUUGUGGAGAAAGUGGCCAUUCUUCUUCUUAAUAUGAUGGUGGACAACCCCAUCCUCCCACGAUUGUAUCUCACUGGAGUGUUCUUCUUUAUAAUGAUGUACACUGGAUCAAAUGUUCUUCCAAUUGGAAGAUUUUUGCAAGAAGUACACACAAAGCAGGCCUUCAGAUCUGAAGAGAGCCAACAGACUGAUUUGUUCCAGAGGAGCAUAAUCGGGCCCAUUCUCCCGGAAGCCAUGGUUUGUUAUUUGGAAAAUCAUGGUCCUGACAAAUUUGCUGAGAUUUUUCUUGGCGAGUUCGACACACCAGAAGCCAUUUGGAACAAUGAAAUGAGGCGACUGAUGAUAGAGAAGAUCGCUACUCACUUAGCAGACUUCUCACCAAGAUUACAAAGCAACACUAGAGCCUUGUACCAGUAUUGUCCUAUCCCAGUGAUAUCAUAUCCUCAACUGGAGAAUGAACUGUUCUGUAACAUCUUCUACCUGCGGCAUCUCUGCGACACAGACAGAUUUCCUGAUUGGCCAAUUAGAGAACCGGUUCGGCUACUCAAGGACAUUUUAGAAGCGUGGAAAAAGGAAGUGGAAAAGAAGCCUUCGACAUUGACAGUUGAUGAAGCAUAUGACGUCCUGAAAGUCAAGAGAGACCCUUCAGGACUUGUCGAUGAGUCGAAAGUAAGAAAAGCUUACUUCAAAAUGGCGCAGAGGUAUCAUCCAGAUAAGAAUCCAGAUGGAAGGGACAUCUUUGAGAAAGUGAACAAGGCGUACGAGUUCCUCUGUUCCAAGUCUUCAAAACAAGUUCAAGGACCAGAUCCGCACAAUAUCGUUCUUAUUCUCAAGGCUCAGUCCAUUUUAUUCAACCGAUACAAAAAUGACCUUCAGCCGUAUAAAUACGCCGGUUACCCGAUGUUGAUUAAGACCAUCCGACUCGAGACUAAGGAUGGCAGCUUGUUCUCAAAGUCCGCUCCGCUUCUGACAGCUGCCAGUGAACUGGCUUAUCACACGAUCAACUGCUCUGCCCUUAAUGCCGAGGAACUACGAAGAGAAAACGGAAUUGAGGCCCUUCAAGAAGCUUAUGACCGUUGCUUACUGGCCAUCACUGCCAUGACUGAACCGAACGCCAUUCCAGUCCAAGUUUGUACUCACAUUACAAGGUGUUACACAGUGGCCGCCCAGUUUGAAGAGUGCCGAGAGAAGAUUACUGAGAUGCCAGAUGUUAUUAAAGAUCUUUGUCGAGUCCUUUACCACAGGAAUCUUCCAGCGCUCAAUUCUGUAGCGGCAGAAUGUGUCAGUGCUUUCUCUGUGGACUUCUGGCUUCAAACUCAACUGCUACAGGCUGGUGUAUUGUGGCAUUUACUCUUGUUUCUGUUUCAUUACGACUACACACUGGAUGAAAGUGGAGUGGAGAAAAGUGCAGAAACCAACCAGCAGGAAACGCUGAACAGUCUUGCUCGUCUGAGCAUCGAUGCUUUGGCUCGACUGGGUGGAUAUUUGACUGACGAAAAUAAAACCCCUGAGAACCCAGCCAUACGGAAGUCUUUAUCCAGUAUGUUCACUCCGUAUAUCGCCAAACAACUCAGCAAUGAUAACCCAAAGGAGAUCUUAAAGUUGCUGAACAGUAAUACAGAAAAUCCAUAUCUCAUUUGGGACAAUGCUACACGAGCAGAAUUGAAUGAGUUCCUCGAAACCCAACAACUGCGAAAGAUCAAGACGGGCGACUGUGAUACUUCAUUUGGUGCACGCUUCACCUUCUCGGUCUUCAGCGAAGAACUUAUUGUUGGCGAAAUCUUUGUACGCAUAUACAACGAACAGCCUCUAUUUCCACUUGAGGUCCCUCGAAUAGUGAUUUCUAAUGAACUCUUCUUUUUUUCUCAGUACCUUCAUUCAGUCAUGGCGUUAACGGCCUCAGAGCUGGAUCUCAAGAAGAACCAGAAAAGACUGGACGCUAGUGUCAUGGCCCUGGAGGCACUACGAAACGUUAUUAAGAAUAACGCAGGCACCGAAGCUCAAUGCAUUGGACAUUUUAGGCUGAUAUUUUCACUGCUACGAAUGACUAAAGCAACAAAACUUCAGAAGUUUGCUCUUGAGGUCAUCUCGAGCACAACAGCCAACAAGAACUGUGUAUCCAGCAUUGCUGAUUCUGACAUUCUUGGCUUCUUGUUUCUUACGCUCCACACGCUUCCUUCAGAUCGGUUGUUGACUGUUGAUACCAUGCAUGCACUUUGCUCCAACACGAAGAUUGUCAAGGAAACCAUGCACAAAGGUGGUCUUAUCUACCUACUGGACCUGUAUACUAACGGUACAAAUCCUGUGGUGCGGGAAAGGUCAGCGGAGUUGUUUGCGAAGAUGAUGUCGGACAAGCUCAUUGGACCCAAAGUCAAGAUAGUGUUGUCCAAAUUCCUGCCUGCCAUCUUUAUGGACGCCAUGAGAGACAGUGCACAAGCCAGUGUCCACAUGUUUGAAGCAAACCAGGAGAAUCCGGAGUUAAUAUGGAAUACAGAAGCUAGGGAAAAAAUCUGUUCGGUGGUGAAAGAGCUUAAAGACAGACAUUACCAGGAGCAGAAAGACAAUCCCGACAUCCAGUGGAAGCUUCCCGACAAUUUCGAAGUGAUGUUUGACGAAGCUGCUGGCGAAUUAAUCGUGGGUGGAAUUUACCUCCGAUUGUUCAUACAGCAACCGGCUUGGGUUCUACGGAAGCCGAAAGAAUUCCUUGUUGCUCUGCUACAGAAGUUUGUUGAGCUACUCACAAUAUCUGCUCAUGGUGAGACUCUGGAGACUGUUACCCAGGCCGCUCUCUGUCUUUUCACUGCGCAACCACAACUCGGAGACCAGGUUCCAGGUCUUGGCCACAUUCCUAAUUUAGUGAAGAGUAUGGGCUCCAGUAAUGACGCAGUCAUCAAGUCCGCUGUACAAGUGGUUCAUUUAUUGUCAGCUAAUGAGAUUUGUGUUCUAAGCAUGGCCCAGGUGAGUGAUUGCAUCAGUCACGUGAUCAAAGGAAUGGAUGCGAGACCAGAUGUGGUGGGUUUGGCUUGUGAAGCACUUCACAGAAUGUUCGAGAAGAAUCAUACAGAGCUUGUUGCGCAGGCGCUCAAAUUUGAGUUAGUCCAGUAUCUUUUAAACCUUCUGAACGGAGCGCUUAAAACUGUGGAGAAUCCUGCAGCUACCAAAGCUCAAAUUGUCAAGGCUUUGAAGGCGAUGCUACGUGACUUGACGCACGGCGAGGAGAUCAACAAGAUUCUGGAGGCUUCUACAGUGUGGGCCUCGUACAGAGACCAGAAACACGACCUGUUUAUCUCGGACAAGCCUGUGGCUGGUUACCUGACAGGGGGCGCUGGUGUUGCCGGGUACCUGACAAUGGGCUCUGGCAAUUCGAGCACUAUGCCCAGCGUGCCCCCUCCUGUGGACCGAGUGGAGAAUGGUAGCUGAUGUCACGUGACACUAGAUGGUGCCAGUGAAUAGUUUAUUAGGCAGGUUGUGUUUAUUCGAGCGUGAUGGAGGAUACUUUGAACUUCUUACAACACCAAAAUCAUUGCAAAAUUUUUUUGUGCUAUAUUAUGCAUUUAUAGUAUUAAGAAUUUUUGUUCAAGUCGCGAAUUCUACUCCACAAGAUUUACAAUUUUUUUCUGAAUAUACGGCUGUUCGAAAUUUUCGUAAAUAAUCAUUCAGCUAGCGGAUUUUACAAAAUUUUGCAACAGUGUCGCCCAAGGAAACUUGUCUUACUGCGUUUUACAGCUGUAAGCACUCAACUGUAUUUUUUCCAUAUAUAAAUCUUAGCCGCAGUUGGGACGAUUCUGUUCUUUCUAACUUUGACAUAUCGUUUAAUCCAAUUCAAAAAAUCGCUAUAGAAUCCCUUUCAAUCGUGUCUGCUUUGGUGAUUGUAUGAAGGGCAAAGGACACGUUGAGUGACCCACGGUAUGAAAAUUUUGUGCAUCACGUCGCAUUCGUCGCGCUCAUUUGAACACAGCCUUUUAUUAAGAAUUGACCCAAAUAUUCUCCAGUGAUAAAUAUUGCAAUUCUGCACAAAUCCAAUCGGGUUCGUCAGAACCCAGUUUCCAAAUUUCAAUUCAUUCGAAAAACUCGUGGCUUCUUUCUAUUUUAUUUUCACUGAGAGUGUCCCAAAGAACAAGGCGUAACAACUUGUUAUUCAAAUCGAAGAAGAUCAUUUGUGGACUCAGUUCGCGUUUCAUGUUGCUGAAAUCUUUACAAGCAGCCAGUAACUGGGACAAAUGAAAAGACUAGUAAUAUAUUGUAGUUUUCAGUGACAUUCAGUGUUUAGAGUUCUCUCUCAACGUAGCGAAGUCAUUAAAUGAGGCCACGUUCAGCUCAUAAACUCACAGGAUCGUUCACAAAUCCCCUUUUUCAUUAGCCAUAUAUUUUGAUCGGAAAUGAGUGAAGAGAAUUUGUGCUGUUAUCAAAAUAGCUAUUGUCUUAUUGUUUGUUCAGUUUGUUAAUUCUUAUCACCUGGGUAACGUAUUGAAAUUGUAAGAAGUUAUAUGUGUCACUUCUGGUAGUUAAAAGGAUAACAGAUUGCUCUGAUUUCAUCACGAGUUGAAUAAUUCUAGAAAUUAGAUUUAGUUACAUUCUGUCGUAAUGUUCUCCACCUCGCCCUCCAUUAAGAAAAUAGGAAAAUUUCCCUUUUUGUUAAACUUUAAUUUUUUCAAGUUGUCUAGGUAGUUUUGAAAUUGCCAGCCAGUUCUUUUAAUUGAUUUGUGAUGUUUAGCAAAAUCUCAAACAAGGAGAGAACAUAGCCGACGGAAUUUAACAGCGAAGUUGCUGCAGAUUCCAGUCAUUCUGAAAAUAGGACAUUGAAUCGAACACAAUUCAGUUGAAUCCUUGAACAGUAAACCGCUCGUAAGUGGGGGAAACGCUUAAUAAGUGGUACUGGAUUAAGAGAGAAGCAAAUUUCCUUAGGAGAAUUUGAUUCAGCAGUAAAAAAGCAGGGCUCUUUUAACUUGCCAACACUUAAAAAAAUUGUCUGUUAAUUCGGUAAGUUAAUUGAGUGUAAUUUAAAAGAAAAGUAGAAUUGCCUUUUUUUAUACCAAAUAGAGAAAAGUUGAAAAAUAUAUUUUAAAAAAAAUGGCAUGAUUGUAAGAAUAAACCAUGUUUGGGAAA